Torulaspora delbrueckii is the source of this 2382-nucleotide messenger RNA. Its product is annotated as Siz/PIAS RING finger protein. NCBI's taxonomy places the organism in Eukaryota, Fungi, Ascomycota, Saccharomycetes, Saccharomycetales, Saccharomycetaceae. The transcript has a single exon. Gene Ontology annotation, molecular function: zinc ion binding; SUMO ligase activity. The record is from RefSeq and is a predicted model, not a curated record. The coding region runs from base 1 to 2382 and encodes 793 amino acids. Gene Ontology annotation, biological process: protein sumoylation.
AUGACGGCAAACGCAGCAAGUGCUACAGGCAGAGGCCUGCAUCAUGAAAUACAGGAGGUUAUUGUACAGAUGGAGACUUUAAGGGUACCUGAACUCAAGGCUGUGUGCCGAUCACUGGGACAAACGAUAGCAGGACGGAAGGCAGAGCUACAGGAACGCAUAAGGAGUUAUGUGAGGAACUCAUGCACUAUAGGAUAUGUGGACCCAUGGCGACCCAAGACGGUGCGACUACUGAUAGAUAAAGUCAAGCUGGGGGAGACUCUGCCUAGUUAUGAGGAUGUCUGGAUGACCCUACGAACUGGCGUUUACAAUCACCCAGUUGCUACAGGCCAUCAGCCCGUGAGCACACUCCAACAGCCAGCGGCAACCACGGUUUCGCCAGGCUAUGCAGAUCAUCCAAACCCAGCGUGGCCCAGUGAGGUAGCAAAAUCACAAGCGCUGAGGUCGAAGGUGCCUAAGCAGCCGUCUUUAUACUUCAAACCAACUCCAUUCUAUAAGAUGAAGAAAAUGAUCCCAGAGACUGCACAGAAGAUCAACAUAACGAAUGUCAGAGGUGCCUGUGUGGCAAAGUUCAAGCUCACUAAGGCUGACUGGGCUUUGUUGGAGUCUGACAAGAAAUACAAGCUAUAUCUACUGUGUGGGGAGCUCACUGGCACACCGACAACGGCAGGUGAACCGAUACAAUUUCCUCAUCCCAACGAAAUACGAUUCAAUAAUGUCCAAGUGAAGGAUAACGUGAGGGGACUGAAGAACAAACCUGGAACAGCAAAGCCUGCCGAUUUAACUCCAUACCUGCGGCCUUCUCCGCAAAUGAACGUUUUAGAGGUUGUUUAUGCUUUCACUAAAAGUGAGUAUUACAUAUAUUGCUACAUCGUAGAGCAAGUCACACCAGAAGAAUUACUUGCCGAGGUCCUGGCACGUCCAAAGAUAAUAAAAGCUGCAACUCUGAGCUAUAUCAAGCGGUGCUUAAGCGAGGAAGAGGACGACCUGAUAACGACUAAUACAGUCAUGACUCUCCAGUGUCCUGUCUCCUACACCCGGAUGAAAUAUCCCAUUAAAUCCGUAAUGUGUAAGCACUUGCAGUGCUACGAUGCUCUUUGGUACAUUUGUUCGCAGAUGCAAAUUCCAACGUGGCAGUGCCCUGUUUGCCAGAUAAGCAUCUCUUUGAAAGACUUGGCUAUAUGUGAAUAUGUUGAUGAAAUUUUAAAAAACUCUAAUGAAGAUGUUGAACAAGUGGACAUAUCUACCGACGGUUCAUGGAAACCGCUCACGGAAGAGAAGCCAGUCCAGAAGGAAACAAAUAAGUCGACAGAAACGACAGUGAAGAAAGAAUAUAACGAUGAUGAUGAAGAAAGUGACUUGCCCUUAUCAAGGCUUCUUCAGGGGGACUCGAGGUCAGCGACACCAAAUGAACCAGUAGUGAUCUCACUUGAUAGUGACGCGGAAGACGAGACAACUGACAUGGGUGAGGUCAAUGGAAAUGACAAUCAGCAACAGUCGGGAUCUGUGCCUUCCGGUCCUGUACCGUCUAGUGGAUCGUACAUGGACAGUAGCACCAGUGACUCGGGACAAACUCUUGAUCCAAAGAUAAGAGAAGCCAAUACACCUACAGCGGCAACAAAAAACCAUGGCCCUCAAGAGAACAGCAUCAAUUACGUAAAUCGUCAUCAAGAGGUUCCUAAUAUACUAGGAAAAACGCCUCUCCAAAAUAGCCAUUCAGAUCAAGAUACAUCUUUGCGUGAAGCUGAUCCCGCCUCACCAACUCCCAUGUCAAGUGCUAGGAACUCAUAUUACCCUUCAGUGAGCGGUAGUUUCAAUAAUAAUAAUGAGCAGUCAUCAAGAGCGUCAGAUUCAAGUCUGCCGCCUCAUAAUAAUACACCGCCAGUCCUACGACGACCAACCGAUAGUUCAGCUAAUUCCAUCUUAGGUCUAACAGGGCAGGUUGUGGUUCCGCCAACAUCGGAAAAUUCAUUACCUCCCCUACUGCACACCAACGGUGGCAAUUCGCCUAAUGAAAGCGGAACAAAUGAUACAGAUCAGCCUUCAACUGAUGCUCCAAAACUACCACCAUUGCCACCGGCAUCAAAGUUAUACAAUAGGUCGGAUCGUGACAAUUCCAGCGACACGAGCCAUAGCUUCGUCUAUAUUCCUCCAUAUUCAAGAGGAAAGAGGCCGAUCGUAUCCCCAUUCAUACCUAAGAAGCCGUACAUGAAUCAUUUACCGCAAAAGAGACAACUUUCGAGCAACUCACAACACACAAUUAAUGGCAACAACAUUGAUAAUGGAAACGGAGCCAAUGCUCAAACAUUAGGCGUUUCGGUGUCGGAUGCCCCCGCAAGCUCCACACAUUCCGACGAUUUUAUAGACUUGACGUCCGACUAA